Camellia sinensis is the source of this 675-nucleotide messenger RNA. Lineage: Eukaryota; Viridiplantae; Streptophyta; Magnoliopsida; Ericales; Theaceae. The record is from RefSeq and is a predicted model, not a curated record.
AUGUUGGAGAAGCGAGCUUGCCGUAGAGAGACCCAAAGAUUACCGGCGUUGCAAAGGCUGAGUCCCCAAAUCCGUUGCAGUAAGGAAGUGGCGAUGCCAGCGCCUAGAAUGAUGGCCCCAGCGCCGAUGAACAAAAAGCUAGCAAGACUUACUGCUACCCCACUGUCCCCAGAGAUCGAGAGCACGCUACUCCUUGCCGGAUUCCACCAACCUAAGUUCACGUUAUACGAUGGCAAAACUGAUCCGUACAUACACGUGAGUCAUUAUCGGCAAGUAAUGGUUGGCCACCGACGCAAUGACGUCUUCAUGUGUCUCAUAUUCCCUGCAAGUUUGGAAAAACUGGGCCUGAAGUGGUUCGAGAGACUCUCGAAGGGGAGCAUUGAGGGGUGGCAACAACUAGCAAAAGCCUUUGUCACGAGAUUCAAGACCAAUACUCGAAUACCGAAGGAGGUCGACCACUUCUUGAGCAUUGAGAUGGAGUCCGGAGGUUCUUUGAAGGCAUACAAUGCCAAGUAUUGGGAAACCUACACUGAGAUCCUCGAUUGUCCCACCAAUCUGGCGAUCAUUCAAUACAAGCGAGGUUUUCCAGUCGGGCAUAGGUUGCAAGACUCGCUCAUGAUGCAUCAGCCCACAACUAUGGAAUCUUUAAUGCAGCGGAUUAAUGAGCAUAUCUGA